AUGCAGGCAGCACAUGAUCAUGAUGUCCAGCUUCGGGCUUAUGGCAUCACCCUCGAGGACUUUUCGCGCGCUGGGUUCGAGUUCCCCUUUCUCGAUCUCUCGGGGGACGGCUAUUCCUCGUUCCGCUGGGCACCAGCUCAGCUCAUUAGCGCCACGAAUGAUAUCGCCGUCGAAGGGUCACGAGCAUACGGAACCAUCGUGUCCCCGGCCAAGUACACACCGUUGUGUGACGCUUACAAGCGCCUGCCCAACGGAAACACGUAUUUCAGAGCCAGCAGCGUGGCAUCCUCAGAAUUCGUCGAGCUCGAGAUGGCACGCGUCUCGUUUCCCAAAUUCAACCCCUACCCGCUGGAGCUCUUCAAGAACAUCACGAAUCAGCCUACCUUCGCCAACGCUACGUCGUGUGACAACAUGAUCCGGCUGUUCAACACAACCAUGUCAGUCGGAGAGCACGCGCCUGUCCCCGUGCGCGGCAGGAUCAAAAGCGCGCGCUCUCCCCUUUGA
Molecule: messenger RNA, 504 nt
Organism: Chaetomium globosum CBS 148.51
Lineage: Eukaryota; Fungi; Ascomycota; Sordariomycetes; Sordariales; Chaetomiaceae
Exons: 2
Coding region: 1-504 (167 amino acids)
Source: RefSeq, a predicted model, not a curated record